UUUGUGACGAGUUGGACGAGACAUUUGAGUCUUUCUGAUUUGUCUUCAAGUGAAAUUAUUUAAUUUGAAUGAAUUUUCAUUGUGAUUAAUGUGAAUUGAGAUAUAAUGAUGCAGUGUGUGACUGCAAAGAUGGCCACGGGAGUGGUUGUCAAUCAGCCAGCAAACUCUAAACCUGCAUCUCCCUUAAACAGAGAUUUAAAACAGUUUGAUAACAUAUGUAGAACGUGUGCUCAGCCUGCAGAUUAUCUUAUACCCAUAUUUGAGGGAGAAGGUUUAAAAAAAAACUUGCCAGAACUGAUAAAUAAACAUCUUCCAAUAAUGGUAUCACCAGAUGAUGGCAUGCCACAUGUACUGUGCUACCACUGUGCAACCACUGUCCUAGCAUGGCAUGAACUCAAGCACAUCUGCGUGCAUGCAGAUGAAGCUCUGAGGCAGCGUUUCCAAGUUCUUCAGGCUCCCAUAGCAGAUGAAUUCGAAAAACAGCAGCAGUUCAUUCAACAAAUCAGUGCAGAACAAGAAAAGUCGGCAGAAGCCCCGGACUUCGCCCAGCCGAUGGAUCUCCCUGAAGCCUCCGCCUCUCUCGAGCGGAUCAUCUGCUGUGUGUACUGCGGCGAGCACUGUCCGCAGACCCAGUACAGACGCCACGUGGUCUCCGAGCACGCCGAACGAAUCUUCCACUGCGAAGACUGCGACAGCUACGUCGACCGCGAGAUCUUCAUCCCGCACAUGUCGUCCCACGCCAUGCUGUACGCGCGCCAGGCCCAGGAGGAGCGCGCCCGCAGGGAGGCCGCGCGGCAGGAGGCGGUGCGGCGCGAGGCCGCCCUGCUCGCACGCAUUAAACGGGACGUCAGCGAGGAGCCCGAGCCCCGCCCCCCCAGCGCUGCUGACGACGGUCUCGUCGAAGAGCCGGAACCCGAACUCCUCCAAGCGGAGUCGGCCGCCGAUCCCGGAGGUUUCUCCGAACACAGCGACGACGAUCGCUCCGAACCCCUACCGGACGAGGCGCCACGUGCUCUCGAAGACGAACGGGAGGCACCUGCGAAGCCCCAGACCGUGCCCCCGGAGCGCCCGGCCCGCGCCUGUCCCGUGUGCGGCAAGACGUACCGCGCCGCCUCCAGCUACUUCUACCACGUGAAGCACGCGCACGGGGCCGAGCGCGCGCACGCGUGCCCGCACUGCGACAAGAAGUUCACCACGCGCGCGGCGCUGCGGGAGCACGGCGCCGUGCACUCGGGCGAGCGGCGCCACGCCUGCCAGCUGUGCGGCAAGCGGUUCGGCUCGCGGGCCGGCCUCUACAUCCACGCGCAGACGCACGGCAGCGCGCGCCAGCACCGCUGCGCCACGUGCGGCGCGGCCUUCCGCUGGCGGACGCAGCUGCAGCGGCACCAGCGCCGCCACGCGCCCGCGCGCCCGCACGCCUGCGAGCUGUGUGCCCGCACCUUCCGCGCGCGCGCCGACCUGCAGCGGCACCGCCACACGCACGCCGCGCGCCGCCUGCGCUGCCCGCGCUGCGACGCCACCUUCGCGCAGCCCCGCUACCUGCGGGUGCACCUGCGCAACAAGCACGCCGCCGCGUGAGGCCCUGCAGCGGCACCGCCACACGCACGCCGCGCGCCGCCUGCGCUGCCCGCGCUGCGACGCCACCUUCGCGCAGCCCCGCUACCUGCGGGUGCACCUGCGCAACAAGCACGCCGCCGCGUGAGGCCCUGCAGCGGCACCGCCACACGCACGCCGCGCGCCGCCUGCGCUGCCCGCGCUGCGACGCCACCUUCGCGCAGCCCCGCUACCUGCGGGUGCACCUGCGCAACAAGCACGCCGCCGCGUGAGGCCCUGCAGCGGCACCGCCACACGCACGCCGCGCGCCGCCUGCGCUGCCCGCGCUGCGACGCCACCUUCGCGCAGCCCCGCUACCUGCGGGUGCACCUGCGCAACAAGCACGCCGCCGCGUAACGGCCCUGCGAUAUUGUAUUCAGAUUGUUUCGUUAACUCUAAUUGUUGUGAUUAAUUGUAGACGCCUGCGCGCUGCGACAGUCCAGAGUUUCUCAAACUUUACGUUGUAAUUCCUAUGCAAAUCCAAUUAAAAGCUAAUUAAAAAACAAAGGAAAAAUGACCGUCGUGAAAUAAGUGAUACCUUCCGGCCGGCCCGCGGGGCUGCUGGGUCUGGUCCCAGGGCUGACAACUUUACGUCAAGUUUCAAUCUCUCAGAAAUCCUGGUCUGCCGAAGACAAUGAGCGUACCGUUGCUACUAUACCACGCUUCUGUACCUACUACUUGUAUUUACUCAUUGCCGUACUGUAUAUAUUACGUUUAUCUCUAUAGGAAAACAAAACUACUUCGAAUUAUACCUUAUGUCUAAGCCAUAAAAUUAAAUUUAAAGAGUAUUUAGAUGGUUAAUUAAUGCUUUGUUUUUCUAACAUGGGCACAAAAUGGUCGGUAGGUUUGUUUAAAGACUUCGCAAUAGACACAUGUUGUGUAAAAUUUGCAAUACGUUAACCGCUACAGUGGCUCCCCCUCCCGGCUGCAGAAAUUCGCAGUCUGGACGGAUUGAGCCAAACGAGCCUAUUCCACAGUUUGUAGGGCUGUCCAAAUCAAGACUGUUUUUUUCAAUACUGAUAAUAUUACAUUUAGUUUAUGAUGAUCCGCCACUUAGUUGGCGCCCUAAUAUUUUUGGCCCGUUAACAUAUCGAGCUUGGACGGCCCCGCUCCAGUCCACCUCCCCAGCUCUCGUCGCAAGAUGCGCGGACUUGCUCAUGAAUUAAGUUCAUUUGUCAAAGUUGGUCUCCAGCGAGGGCUUAAGCCAGAUUAUGUCCUGCUUGUGUCGGCACUGUCGAAGCAGUUACCCUCUGCAGGUAGUCUCUUAGCUCGUUAUGAACUAUCCAUGACCUUAAAUCCCAUUUGCGUUUGAAUUGACCCUGUUAAAAUAAUGUGUACUAAUAAAAUAGUGCAUCAAUUCAUCGUGAAAAUAAUAUUAUUAAAAAACUACUAAACUUUAUGAAUCUCCCUUUGCUUGGUUUUUUUUUUUUUGUUAACCGUGGAUUUGUCUGUGGCACUCCAAGGUUACAAAGGGAAGUUGGACUUUUUGGCGGGAACGCGAGGAGUGAAGUUUUGUGAUUUGUUUUAUUUGGUCUAUUUAGUGUUUCUUCGGGUUUAAAUGUGUAAUA
Messenger RNA from Bombyx mandarina (wild silkworm), 3161 nucleotides. RefSeq lists its product as uncharacterized. Gene Ontology annotation, cellular component: nucleus. The record is from RefSeq and is a predicted model, not a curated record. Gene Ontology annotation, biological process: regulation of DNA-templated transcription. Lineage: Eukaryota; Metazoa; Arthropoda; Insecta; Lepidoptera; Bombycidae. Gene Ontology annotation, molecular function: zinc ion binding; DNA-binding transcription factor activity, RNA polymerase II-specific; RNA polymerase II cis-regulatory region sequence-specific DNA binding.